CUUUUGCCUCGCAGGAAGUUAAAAAUCACCAACUGUGACAUGACACAACUCACUCUUCUGUUCGCUUAUAAAACCACCGAGAAUCCAACAAGCUUCGAGGAAAACGUAUGCCUACAGGCGUUUUAUUUUAUUCGGUUAACAGUACAGCGAAUUCGACCUGUGAUAGAUUCUGAAAGGAACAGCAACCGAAAAACCAAUAAUCAUGUCAUCCUUUGGUGACGACCACGGAUACGUAAUCGAUGGCUAUGAUCAUCGCUUUCCCUCGCAGCGAUUCUACUCGUCCUUCAGCCAAUCUGCUGGUGACUCGCCUCCGAUGUUUUCAUCUUAUAGCACCGGUGGCGGUGCUGAUGACGUGUUCUCAUCGGUGCCAGUUAGCGAGAGUCCGCCGUCAGUUUUCUCGGUCAGUGGUGGAGGAUUCUCGUCAGAGCAAAACGGACAGGGAGGUUCUAACGGCCCGAUGUUGCCACUUCCAGAUGGAAUGCAGGCAGAGGAAGAGGAAGGUUUUGCAUUGAGAGAGUGGCGUAGGCAGAACGCGAUUAGGUUGAAAGAGAAAGAGAAGAAGGAGAACCAGAUGCUACACAAGAUAAUCCAGGAGGCAGAUGACUUUAAAACGGAGUUUUAUAGGAAGCGACACUUGACUAUUGAGAAUAAAAAAGCUUCUAAUGGGGAGAAGGAGAAGCUAUUUUUGGCAAACCGGGAAAUGUUCCAUGCUGAAGCUGAGAAGAAUUACUGGAAAGCAAUUGCAGAGCUCAUUCCACAGGAAGUGCCAGCCAUAGAGAAAAGAGGAAAGAAGCAGCAGGAUCAAGAAAAGAAGAAGCCCUCCAUUGUCGUGAUCCAGGGACCCAAGCCUGGAAAACCAACUGAUCUCUCAAGAAUGCGCCAGCUACUCCUCAAGCUUAAACAUAAUCCCCCACUCCAUAUGAAGCCCAAACCAUCACCAUCUGCAGAACCCAAAAAAGGUGGUAAGGUUGCACCUUCUGCUGCUAAUCAUGCAUCCACUAAGACUGCACCUACAACUUCAGCAACUCCUGAGACGGUAAUAGUUACUUAAGACCUGAGCUGCUACGCCUACAUGUUGAGUAUGUAUGUGAAAGUUAAGUACUUGUGAUUUUCAAGUGACUAGUAUAACAUUGAACUCUACUAUAUCUGCAAUGAAUGGGCAUUUGUAUGUCAGGCGUAGAAAGGUUCUUCAGAGUUUUUACCGGUUUUCUUAAUCUGUUUGUGUGGUUUAUCAUGUUGAAUUUGCUUUUUCUUUCUAAA
This is a messenger RNA of Ricinus communis (castor bean), 1260 nucleotides long. RefSeq names its product clathrin light chain 2. The coding region runs from base 203 to 1051 and encodes 282 amino acids. NCBI's taxonomy places the organism in Eukaryota, Viridiplantae, Streptophyta, Magnoliopsida, Malpighiales, Euphorbiaceae. Gene Ontology annotation, molecular function: clathrin heavy chain binding; structural molecule activity. The record is from RefSeq and is a predicted model, not a curated record. Gene Ontology annotation, cellular component: clathrin coat of coated pit; clathrin coat of trans-Golgi network vesicle; plasma membrane. Gene Ontology annotation, biological process: clathrin coat assembly; clathrin-dependent endocytosis; intracellular protein transport. The transcript is spliced from 3 exons.